Molecule: messenger RNA, 1059 nt
Organism: Penicillium vulpinum
Lineage: Eukaryota; Fungi; Ascomycota; Eurotiomycetes; Eurotiales; Aspergillaceae
Product: Alpha/beta hydrolase fold-3
Exons: 4
Coding region: 1-1059 (352 amino acids)
Molecular function (GO): hydrolase activity
Source: RefSeq, a predicted model, not a curated record
AUGGCUCUCUUAUUGUUAGGUCUAGGGAUUGCAGUGGCCAAGUCCCUUGCCAUUGCUAUAUGGACUGCCAUCAUUGCUCCAUUCCGUGGUCAAAAGGGGGGUGCCACAGCCUACAAGCAUAUUGCACUGUCUUUUAUGCGUGCCCUUUUUAAAAAUGCAUCCAUAGAGCAGCUACAACUUGUUCUUCCCUCUACUUUCGCUCAGAAAAGUUACGAAAUCCACAUGAAACAGCAAAAGACCUCUCCCAACAUACUCGUUCUCCCCGAAGGUACAACGGCAUUCUGGCUAGGAGACCCUGCUGCCGAAAAGUUGAUCAUCUACUUUCCCGGUGGCGGUUACUGCCUCCCUGCGCUACCAGGCCACUUCAGCUAUCUCGAAGCACUCUCCGCACACAUAAAGCAACACGGGAAAAGCAUUGGCGUGCUGUUACUUGCCUAUGGUCUGGCCCCACAGGCCCGAUGGCCUUGUCAGUUGCAACAGGCCGUUGCCAUUUUACGGUACGCCAUCCAGAUACUGGGGAAGCGACCAUCAGAUAUUGUUCUUCAGGGUGACUCGGCGGGCGCUCAUCUUGCACUUGCGCUACUAUCACAUCUCACUCAUCCGCAUCCCCAAGUGAUCGUACCGAGAUUCUCAGUUGAUGGACCCCUUGGAGGAGCGAUGUUGUUGUCUCCUUGGGUUGACUUUGGAACUGAUCACGCGAGCUCCAUCGCAAACGCGGGUAAAGACCUUAUUUUGGCCCAGUCUUUGAAUAGCUGGGCACGGGUAUUUCUGGGCCAGACUACAGAAGAUGAGUACAAUUGCCCGGCUAAAGCCCCAGUGGGCUGGUGGAAAGAUAUCCCUGUUUCAAGAAUCUUUGUUGGUGCGGGAGGAGACGAAGUGCUGUUAGAUCCGAUUAGGCAGAUGGUUGAGAGGAUGAAGGCCGAGCUCCCUGAUGUGAGCAUUAGUAUUGUACCGCGAGAAUUCCACGCUGAGCCAAUCACGGACUUCGCUUUGAAGAUACGCCCUGGGUUGCAGUUCGAAACGAUGGCAUCAUGGCUGAACCAGACCUUUUCGAGAUGA